Messenger RNA from Lentinula edodes (shiitake mushroom), 856 nucleotides. RefSeq lists its product as uncharacterized. The transcript has 6 exons. Bases 92 to 430 code for a protein of 112 amino acids. NCBI's taxonomy places the organism in Eukaryota, Fungi, Basidiomycota, Agaricomycetes, Agaricales, Omphalotaceae. The record is from RefSeq and is a predicted model, not a curated record.
CAAAUGUCUUUAGCUAACCCUCCGUACGUUCCACUUCUCUCAUUCCUUCGAUCUAGAUGGAUCAUGGCAAAUUGAAAUCCUUUUCGCUCUCAUGCCUCGCAGCCAGAAUACGGCUUCCGGAAGGCUCAUGAUCGUUGCGAGUGUCCGUGCCAAACCAGGGAAAGAAGAGCCUCUUGCUGAACUCCUCAAGCUUAUCCAGAAACGCGCCAAUAGUGACGAAGAGCCUGGAACUUUCACUUAUCGUGUAACUCGUCGCAUAGACGCUGAGGGAAAAUAUUUACCUACAUUCGUUGUUGUGGAGGAAUAUGAUGGUGCUGCUGGAUUGAAAGACCAUAUGGCUGCCCCUCCGUUCCAGAAUCUGAUCAAAAUUGCUAAGGAGCAGGAUCUUAUGGACGGUGAAGUGGUGGGUGAUUUUUUGGAUGAAAUUUGAGAACAGAAUGAAAUCGGAUGUAUUUGUAUUCGUUCCCUGGUAAACAAUGUGACCUUCUUACCCCCUGUGAAGUAGUUCGCAAGAGAUAUAUGUAUGUAUGCUUUGCAAUCCAAGUCAUUUCAUUGGCUUCGAAAACGGAAAGAGCGACUGGAGGCCAAGAUGUCCAAGGCUUAUAGCAGAUUUUUACAAGGAAUGAAGAAGAGGGAUAUGGGGAUUGUGGCCGUCUGCCUUAUUCAGAGACAACGGAUUUUCGUGGAUGUUUUGUGUCUUGUGAAUCGUGAUGCAACGUGUCAAGAUGAGUAACGGGAAAACAUCUGCAGCAUGGGAGUGGUGUGGAGUGAGGGAUGUGCCAGUGAGGAUCUUUACAAAUUUAGUCCAACAGUAAGGGGGGGUCUGAAAUGUCUAAUAGUAAAGGUGCCUAUCGCC